CGUGCAAACAUGGUGGGAGUGUCUGUGUGGAAACGUCCUUUCCUCUUCAGCUCCUCGUCAGAGCACCCGCUACACUUGGGAGAAGUUCACACUUCAGGUGGGAUUUGCGCUUCCAAAAUCUACCCGAGACGUUAAACGUAUAUGUCACUUAGGAAAAUCGGUCCCUCGUCGAGAACAGGAACAUGUUCGGCUCCCGGCUCGUGUGCGUGUUGCUGUUGUGUCUUUCUGACUUGGCAGUUUCCCGGAGGUCUGGUGCUGAGGACGGGGACACUGUGGGGAAGAUUCACAGUGCGAGGUGCACCUCUCGCUGCCUUACUCUCCACAUAACCCAGCUCACAGCCACGUUUCAGCAUCUGCAGAAUGAUGAUGUUCUGGGCUGGUGUGACAAUCAUAGAAGAUGUUCUCAGUGCCUACAACCAUGCAAGGAAUUCUGGGAAACAAGAAGAGCCCUGUCUCAUAAGUUCUGUGAGAAGCACCAUGAGUGCCUGACUAGUGCUGAAUUCCUGCUGUCGGUGCAGACGCAGAAGCAGGGCGACUGCCCUGCUCCUCAGCGAGCCUCAGGCUUCGCAGCAGCCUGUGUAGAAAGCUGCAGCUCUGACCGGGAAUGUUCUGGCUCCAAAAAAUGCUGCUCCAAUGGCUGUGGCCACACAUGUCAAGCCCCUACCAACCUUUUCAAAGGUGUCCCUCUGAAGCCAAGGAAAGACAUGACCUUUCUAGAGGACCAGCAUGGACAGCUGGAAGUUGCAUGGAUGUCCAAGUUUAAUGUCUCCAUUGAGCCAGUCCUGUAUAUUCUGCAGAGGAGAUGGAACUAUGGUAUUCAUCCCAGUGAAGAUGAUGCUUCUACCUGGCACACUGUUCUGAUGACCAUGGAAGAACGUGCCGUGCUCAAGGACGUACGGCCCCACAGGUGGUACCAGUUUCGGGUCAGUGCAGUCAACAGUCAGGGCACCCGUGGCUUCACCACUCCCAGCAAGCACUUCUUCUCUACACGAGACCCAUCCCCCCCCGAGACUCCACAAAAUACUAGGGCUGAAAAUCAGACGGUGCAUGCUGAUGGGAGGGUGAGCGUGCUGCUCCGCUGGGACCCUCCUGGUGAGGGUGACCUUGUGGUCCACCAUUACAAGGUGACCUGGAGUGCACGUGGAGCGGCAGCAGACGGCCCAAACUGGAAGGAGAGCGGUCGGGUCACAGACGGGACUCUGACUGAGAUGGAGCUGGGGGGACUCCAGCCUCACACACGCUACACGGUGCAGAUUCAGGCCAUUUCUUUCUGGGGGCAGAAGCGUUUAAAGAGUGGCCGUGCACAACUCUCCUUCAUCACUGCUGCCUCCACUGGCUCCUCACCUGGCCACGGGCCACUCUCUCGGGAAUUCUCCAAUGAGCUGCCCAUCUCCCACUCUACUCCUGGCAUCCUGCGCCUAGAGGCAGCAGCCCCCCACUACUAUGACAAUCAGCUGCAGGUCAAGGUGUUCUGGAAGAGUCGACUCCCAGAAAACCAGAGGGGUUCCUCCUCAUACAUUUUAAGCUGGUAUCCAGAGGUAUGUGCCAACAAUGUGACCAAGAGAGAGAAGAAGGCUACUGUACAGGGCACACAUUUUGUCAUCACAGGCCUUCUCUUUGCCUGUAAGUACAAGGUGGCUGUGAUGCCCUUUUCUGAACAUGGACAGAGGGAAGGUGCUGUGACCUCCGUCACUACCCCACAUUGCUCAGCAGUGAAAGGCCGAAAGAAACCACUAUCCUGUGGCCGGGAUGAGCGCCAUCUGCAGGUGAAGAAAAUACUGCAGCGCCCUGAGAAGCUGAUUGCAGUGUUUCAGAGAGUUAACGACUCCCUGGAGGGCCUGUUUAGCUGGCAGGUGUCUGAUUCUGCCCCAGGUCAGACACCUAUCACAGGAUUCCAAUUCUCCUGGGUCAAAGUCUCUGGCAGCGCUGUGAAUGAAUCUACAGACGCACUCAUCUCUCAAAUGCUGAAUUUGGCACCUAGUCAGCUCUCACUCAGAGUGGAGCAGCUGCAGCCAGAGAGUGUGUAUAAGGUGCAGGUCCAGGUGCUGUCUGAAGCAGGCAGUGGCCCUUCAGUAGUCCGAACACUACAUACUCCACAGCUUAAUGACACACCACUUUGAGGCUCUUGUACAGUUCUGAGGCAUCAUCAUGAAGUUUCUCCUUGUUCUGAUAUCUCUCCACUCCAUGCCAACAUGCAUUUCAUCUGCUGGUGUUGCAUGAUAAGGUUUAAAUACGAACCAAAAGCAUCAUGAAAAUGUCAUGUUCUGUAAGUUAAUUGUUCAGAGAUGUUUGAAACAUAAUUUAAUCCUACUUUAACACGUAAAAAUGUGUAGCACUGAUGUAUGUAGUAUGUAGUCAUAGCUUUGUAUUGUUUAUUUUCUUAUCCUGUUAAAUGUAUUACUAUAAAUACUUGUCCUGUAUCUCUGAAUCCAGAACAUUUUGAGCUGUGCAAGCAUUGUUCUAAAUUAUUUUUCAGCUUUACAUUUUUACAGUCCACACAAACACUUUAAUAUAGAAAUAUUUAUUGUGACCUGCUAUAACCUGUAAAGCGUCCAUGAUUCUGAUGUCAUUGUUGACUCUGAGCAUAUUUAGCUUAUUAUUAUUACAUUGUGCUUCAUUCUCCCAUUAACAUAGAAAACAUAUUAGGCCUAUAUUAAAUUAAAUAAGCUCUCUGAAUUUAUUAUAAUUAAUUAAACAGCAUAACAGCUACAUGUUUUUUGAGACAGCAAAAUGAACCCAUAUCAGGUUCAAGGUGUAUACACAAGCUAAUUAUGACUAAUGACAUGAGUAAAAACUCUUUGGAAACAAUGUUGUGCAGCUUUUGAAACAUGAUUAUGAAGGAAGAUGUUCAUCAAUGCUUAAAGUGCCAGUUCAAUGAAAGCAUUGUACUUACAUUGCCAGACACAUUCAAUCACAUUGUGGCAGUUUCACUUUGUACAAAAACGUUUCACUUUAUGUAAAUAUUGCACUUGAUGUUGUGUUACUUAGGGGCCAUCAAUGUUACAAAAUAAAUUUUAAAGUCAAUGAAA
Pygocentrus nattereri (red-bellied piranha) is the source of this 3029-nucleotide messenger RNA. RefSeq names its product anosmin 1b (gene anos1b). The coding region runs from base 183 to 2120 and encodes 645 amino acids. Gene Ontology annotation, molecular function: peptidase inhibitor activity; protein binding. The record is from RefSeq and is a predicted model, not a curated record. Lineage: Eukaryota; Metazoa; Chordata; Actinopteri; Characiformes; Serrasalmidae. The transcript is spliced from 14 exons. Gene Ontology annotation, cellular component: cell surface; extracellular region. Gene Ontology annotation, biological process: neuron differentiation.